GUAGAGAACGAAGCAUGUCGGAUCUGAAUGCGAACGAGAACGAAAGGGAAGCAAACCCGAGUGCUUCCGACGUAUUACGAGCAGUUGCACAUCAAUUAAUUGAUGACCUUGUGCAGAAUCCCACGGGUCGCCAGCGUAAUUUCAAUGAAGGGGGUUGUACUGUUGAGCAAUUCAAUCGAAUGCACCCUCCUUUAUUUGAUGGGAGAGGCGAUCCAACUUUGGCGGAGGAUUGGAUUCAGGACAUUGAGGAGAUUUUGCAAGUCCUAACCUGUACUGAGGAGCAAAAGGUGGCAUACGCCACAUUCAAGCUUACUGGGGAAGCGAAGAGGUGGUGGAUCUCUGAAAGGACCAUCAGAGAAGCAGAGGGGACAGAGAUAAUCAGUUGGCUGCACUUCAAGCAGAUCUUUCUAGAGCGCUUCUUCCCUAGCUCAUUCUGUGAGGACAAGGCUAUGGAAUUUGCCACCUUGGUUCAGGGAACAAUGACGGUACAUCAGUAUGCUGCUAGGUUUACUGAGUUAUCCCGUUUUGCUACUUAUCUGAUUCCCGAUGACGAAAAGAAGGCACGCAAAUUUGAGCAAGGACUGAAUGAGAAAUUGUAUGUGCGUGUGGUGGGUUUCCAGAUUCGGAACUUCUCAGAAUUGGUGAAUAAAGCAACAGUUUUUGAAAGAACUCUUCAAAGAAGUGCUGCGUUGCAUGAACAGAGGAAAAUGACUACUCCUACUGGGUACCAGUCUGGCAUGGACCAGGGACCAUGGAAAAGGAGGAGUGAAGGUAGUAGUUCAGGAAAAAGACCGGUUCAGAGUAAUCAACAGCCCUACCAGUGUAGGACAUGCAAUCAAGUGCACUCCGGAGAGUGCAGAAAAGGGGCGGGAUUGUGUUUUCGUUGUGGCAAAUCAGGACACUACAUCAGGGAUUGCCCAAUGCAAAAUAGGAGCAACCAGACGUUCAUACCGCCACCUCAGAGGAAUGAUGUAUCAGCCCGGGGCAGCAAUCAACGUCCUACUGCGCCUGCUCGAGUCUUUGCACUGACACCUGGAGAGGUUGAGGGUAGGAAUGACGUGAUCACUGGCGACGAGAUUGAUAGAGGUCAAUUUCAAGGUAUAGAUAUUACGCUGCAGGAGUCAGAUGAUGUGGAGAGUCCAAGUGAGGACCUAGAUUAGAUUGGUGAACGUGUUUAAGUUGAGGAGAUGUGGUUGGAAGAAGGACUUUUGAUGUUCUUAGUUUUAAUGCCUUUGAGUUUUAAUUAUAUGUUUGGGUUUAGUAGGACUUAUGGUUUUAUCAG
Juglans regia (Persian walnut) is the source of this 1282-nucleotide messenger RNA. RefSeq lists its product as uncharacterized. Gene Ontology annotation, molecular function: zinc ion binding; nucleic acid binding. The record is from RefSeq and is a predicted model, not a curated record. The transcript is spliced from 3 exons. The coding region runs from base 15 to 1160 and encodes 381 amino acids. NCBI's taxonomy places the organism in Eukaryota, Viridiplantae, Streptophyta, Magnoliopsida, Fagales, Juglandaceae.